Messenger RNA from Caenorhabditis elegans, 990 nucleotides. It is a transcript of the gene srx-120, whose product is annotated as 7TM GPCR serpentine receptor class x (Srx) domain-containing protein. Lineage: Eukaryota; Metazoa; Nematoda; Chromadorea; Rhabditida; Rhabditidae. The transcript has 7 exons. The record is from RefSeq and is marked reviewed. Bases 1 to 990 code for a protein of 329 amino acids.
AUGUCCUCCACCUCAUUUUGGGAUGCAUUUUUAUAUUCGGAAUUUUCCAAUCCGAGCACUAGAACCGUAUCGGCUGUCAUGCUUAUUUUGGUUUGCACAGUUGGCUCAAUUGUGAAUUGUUUGAUUUUUUUCGCCACACUUCUUCGAAUCUCGAAGCGAGAUGGAUUUCUGAAAAUUUGCUGUUUUAAUAGUUUUGGGAGCAGUAUAGUUUGCAUUGGGUAUUUGGCAUUUCCGGUUCCAAGUCUGUUAAUGGACGGCUACCCAAAUCACUGGCUCAACGCAAUAAUGGGACAACUCAUCGGCUGGUUUGGUUGGAGCAUUGGUCCGUUGUCACAAAUUUUAUUGGCCACUAACCGUAUAACAGCUGUCUAUUUUCCACUUUGGCAUAUGAAAAAGUAUCGAUUUAACCCUACAAAUUUUGGAAUCGGCUUCUCCCUACUGAUCGCGUUAUUUUCAUUUGCUGUGCUGCUACCAGAAGGUUGUCACUACCUGUUCAACCGUGACUACCUUGGCUGGAUUGGUGAAGUUACACCGUGCACUGAAGUGGCUCAGGAAAUAUUUUUUAUAAUCAUGCUUUUCAUUACUGGUGCGACAACUUUUUGCAGUGUUCUGCUCUUUAUCAAGUUGAUUAUGCACUCGCCCGAUCCCCAUGUUUCCAAUGCACAACUAACGUAUCGACACAAGAAAAAUAGAAGAAUGAUAAUUCAAGCAAUUGUGCAAAGUAUCUUAAUUAUCGUUGACUCUCUGAACUCUACAAUAACCUACAAUAUGUUUCCAAAUUUAUUUUUUCAAUUCAUAACUCUCUCGUUUUCAAUGGUAUUUUUAAGAACUGUGGAGGGAUUUGUGGUAUUUUCCAUCAAUACUUCGAUUAAUGCCGCAGUGAAAAAGAUGAUAGGGAUUAGGACUUUGGUUCAAAUUGGAAAAACGAUUUUUGUUGCGAAAAAUUCAAACUCAACGGGACCACAAAGACGGUCUAUACCUAUCAUAUAA